AUGAGCUCGGAAGUUUCAAGAUCAGAGGCCACAGAGACGCCUAAAGACUCCAAAACGGAAAAAGCAGCGAAAAAUUUGAAGCCGACUAAAGGUAAAGCGGAACUUGCGCCCGGAGGAGUAAGUAAAACAAGACCGCCGAGCAGCGUUUCGGUUUCUCAGUCCAUGGCAACUUCGUUUUCUAGGCAAGAUGUUCGUCGCGGACCUGAGGUCGUGAAGGAAAACACGUACAAAACCGCACCUGAUCGAAAAUUUCCAGAGGGCGAUGUUCGUGGGAUACUCAAGGAAAUUUUAACGGAGAGGCUAGCCGAGGCGAAGUAUGAUGCCGAAAAAUGCCGACAGUUGUCGAAGACGAUUUCGGACGAGGUCAAAGAUCGCGUUAAACAUCUUAACAUACAGCGCUAUAAAAUUAUUUGCCUCGUGCAUAUUGGACAGUUGGGCAAUCAAGCGAUGCGAAUUGGAAGCAGAUGCCUGUGGGACACGAACGUUGAUACUUUUGCUUCGUUUCAGUUCAAGAAUGGAUCGUUGUUUGCUGCUGCUGUAGUGUAUGGUGUUUACUUUGAAUAG
Porites evermanni is the source of this 564-nucleotide messenger RNA. Lineage: Eukaryota; Metazoa; Cnidaria; Anthozoa; Scleractinia; Poritidae. The record is from the annotation of a GenBank genome assembly.